This is a messenger RNA of Alternaria burnsii, 372 nucleotides long. RefSeq lists its product as uncharacterized. The transcript has a single exon. The coding region runs from base 1 to 372 and encodes 123 amino acids. The record is from RefSeq and is a predicted model, not a curated record. NCBI's taxonomy places the organism in Eukaryota, Fungi, Ascomycota, Dothideomycetes, Pleosporales, Pleosporaceae.
AUGUCGGAACAAGCACAGUCUAACGAAAAGAAACAACAGUCGGCCGCCAACCGCGCCUCCACCCGCAUGUCUACUUACAGCGCCACACCUACUCUCACACCCUCCAUCGCACCCUCACACCUCUCGGCAGCCUCGUCAACCGCCGGCGACCCCAAGUCGCAAGACAUCAAGACAUGGAAUGCCGGAUUCGAUCGCCUCGAAGACAAGCGCCUGGUCCAGCAACGGUACGCCCUCACCAACGAGAAGACUGACGACAUGAGCAAGCUGGCGCUGGGAGCAAAGCUUGACCGCGCACUUGCCCGCCGCAUGUCAGGUCAAGACGCCGUCUUCCGGCCAAAGGGCGUCAGCGAGAAGAAGGAGAUUGAGACUUAA